Molecule: messenger RNA, 1625 nt
Organism: Papilio polytes (common Mormon)
Lineage: Eukaryota; Metazoa; Arthropoda; Insecta; Lepidoptera; Papilionidae
Product: testis-specific serine/threonine-protein kinase 3-like
Exons: 5
Coding region: 181-1266 (361 amino acids)
Biological process (GO): intracellular signal transduction; microtubule cytoskeleton organization; protein phosphorylation
Cellular component (GO): cytoplasm
Molecular function (GO): tau-protein kinase activity; protein serine/threonine kinase activity; ATP binding
Source: RefSeq, a predicted model, not a curated record
UUAUUUGAGUGAUAAUUGACAAGUAAAUAUGUAACGAAUUUGCUAAAAUUUAAGUUAAUUUAAUUCAACAUGAAUGACUAAAGUUUACUCAAAAUUAUAACAUUAUUUAUGAAAUUUAGAUUUGAUUUAUUAUGUUAUUGAUUAAAGUAAAAAUUAAACCAUUAUGAGGGUAACCCACAAAUGGGACAGGGUGAUAAAUUGGAACUUUCUACGACCCCAUCAGAUUUGAAUGUGUUACAGGAAAAGGGUUUCAUUCUUGAAAAGAUUAUAGGAGAGGGGUCGUAUGCUAAAGUUUUCAAAGCAACGCAAAUGAUGGACGAGACGAGGCACUGUAUACUGGCAUGCAAGGUGAUCGACACGGCGCAGGCGCCGCGAGAUUACCUCUCAAAGUUCUUGCCCAGAGAACUGGACGUUCUGAUACGUGUAAAUCACCCACACAUUGUCAACGUGUCCCAUAUUUUCCAAAGAAGAGCUAAAUAUUUCAUCUUCCUCCGCUUCGCUGAGAACGGGGACUUAUUAGAUUUUCUGUCACAACAUGGCGCCGUGCCGGAAAAUCAGUGCCGGUUGUGGAUGAGACAGAUCCUAUCCGGCAUUCAGUACAUACAUUCUAUGAACGUGGCACACAGAGAUUUGAAGUGCGAGAAUAUUUUGAUUACUGCAAAUUACAACGUGAAGAUAACAGAUUUCGGAUUCGCGAGGAACGUGCGACAGAGAGACCGCGAUAUUCUGAGCGAGACGUACUGCGGCUCGCUGUCGUACGCCGCGCCCGAGGUGCUCAAGGGCGUGCCCUACCUGCCCAAGAUGGCGGACAUGUGGUCGAUUGGAAUCAUUUUAUACACAAUGCUGAAUAAAGCUCUCCCCUUCAAUGAAACCUCAGUAAAGAAACUUUAUGAAAAGCAGAUAAUGCGCAAAUGGCGUUUCCGCACGAACAUCGUCAACCAGCUGUCGACGGAGUGCAAGGAGCAGGUGACUGCGCUCAUGGAGCCCGACCCUAAGGGCCGCCCCACAGCCACCGCCAUCGUCUCCGGCACAUGGAUCGGCAUGGACGCCAAGCUAGCUAAAUUAACAUUCCUAGAAGAGUCCCUUUUGAAACAAGCCGAAGAGGAAGCGCAUAUGAAAGAGAAGGAUAAUUACGUGGAGAGCGAAGUGGAAAGAAUCGCCGAGUUGCGAAGAAAAGGUCGAGGGAAAGAGGGUCUGAAAGUGUUGAAAGCAACUGAAGGAAUUCAUGAAAAAUCACAAUCCGUACUUAACCAAAAACAUAAAUAGAAAUAUAAAGUCAUCAUGUUGAACCAGUGUUUAUUAACUUUUACAUUGCAUAUUUUAUUUUAAUUUAUUGUAAAAAUUAUUUAAUAUAAUAUGUACGAUGUUUUUUUUUGUUUUAUCAUAUCGACGUUUGAUACAAAGCUAUGGAAGACAAAAGUCUAUAACAGGGUAGUACGUAUAUAAUGUUGGCACAUCUUAUAGGAACAGGUUUGCGGAUCUCUAAUACAAUGUAAAUAAAAAACGUCUCCAAAAAAUUUUUCGUACAAAAUGACAACACAUAAAGUAUACGAAUUAGAUUAUUUUAAAGGAGCGUUUGACUUUAGUAGCAUUAAAAAAAAUUAAAAACAUCACUAGAUGUUCGA